Diceros bicornis minor is the source of this 396-nucleotide messenger RNA. Its product is annotated as mammaglobin-A-like. Gene Ontology annotation, biological process: androgen receptor signaling pathway. Lineage: Eukaryota; Metazoa; Chordata; Mammalia; Perissodactyla; Rhinocerotidae. The coding region runs from base 1 to 396 and encodes 131 amino acids. The record is from RefSeq and is a predicted model, not a curated record. The transcript has 3 exons.
AUGAAGCUGGUGACGGUCCUCACGCUGCUGGCCCUCCCCCUUUACUGCUAUGCAGGUUCCGGCUGCCAACUUCUCGAGGAUGUGGUUGAAAAGACAAUUAAUCCUGAACUGUCCACGACUGAAUAUCUAGCAGCUCUUCAAGAGUUCAUAUCAGAUGAGGCCACUGCAAAGGCUGGAGAGGAAUUCAAGCAAUGUUUUCUCAACCAGUCAAAUGAAACUCUGACCAAUUUCAGAAAGAUGAUGGUUAUGACGCAGAAAAGAGAUUUAGAUAUCAUACAACCAUCACUUCGUGGCAAGAAUGUGAAGGAAACAAUCUCUGACCCCAAUGGCCUUUUCCAUGUCACAGGCCUCUCUCUGCAGCUCAAAGCUUGUAGCAAACAGUCUGAUCACGAUUAG